Ostreobium quekettii is the source of this 1092-nucleotide messenger RNA. NCBI's taxonomy places the organism in Eukaryota, Viridiplantae, Chlorophyta, Ulvophyceae, Bryopsidales, Ostreobiaceae. The record is from the annotation of a GenBank genome assembly.
AUGGAGCCCGCCAAAGCGCCGUGGGCCUCCGCGGACGCGCCUCCCCCGCCGGGCCCCCCCUUAGUCCGCACGCCGAUGCCGCCCCCCGGCCGAUCCCGCCAGCAGAGCCGGCAGGACGACGCGUCCGCGAUCAAGGCCGACCCCCACAUGCCGGCCGCCUGCCCCGCCUGCCCGGACGCCCCGCCGAGUUUCUCCGCGCCCAGGAAGCGCAUCCAGACCUCUGCGGACCUGGCGCGGUUCCUGCAAUCCGAGGCCGUGGGGGACUUCCUGGGAUUCAUCCUGUUCCUGAACGAGGCGGUGAAAGGCAAGCGGGCGUCCGACCCGUGCGAGGUCUCCCCGCUGCUGGAUCGCCUGCUGGCCGUCCUGGACACGCUGCGGCAAUGGGUCGAUGAGAUCCCGCCGGUGGUGCACAAGUUGAGAUACGGCAACCCGGCAUUCCGAACGUGGCUGGGCAAGGUGGAGGCCAACGCCAGGGGCCUGGUGGCCAGCGUGCUGCCCGCGGAGCUCGCCGGCGCCGCGGAGGAGCUGGGACCCUAUUUGGCCGCGAGCUUCGGCGAUUCGACGCGGAUCGACUACGGGACGGGCCACGAGACCACGUUCUGCGCGUUCCUGUUCUGCCUGGCCAAGUUGGGGCUGGUGGGGCCGGGGGACUGCCAGGGGCUGGUGCUGCGCGUGUUCAAGUCCUACCUGGACCUGAUGCGCAAGGUGCAGACGACGUACUGGCUGGAGCCGGCGGGGUCGCACGGUGUCUGGGGGCUGGAUGACUACCAGUUCCUGCCGUUCGUGUGGGGAUCGGGGCAGCUGGUGGACCACCCCGUUGUGAAGCCCAAGUCCAUACACGACGCGGAUCUGGUGCGGGAGAUGGGGGAUGAGUACUUGUACAUGCGGUGCGUGGGGUUCGUGAGGGAGGUGAAGAAGGGGCCGCUGUCAGAGACGUCCCCCAUGCUGUGCGACAUCGCGGCGGUGCCGCACUGGGCCAAGGUCAACUCGGGGCUGGUGAAGAUGUACAAGGCGGAGGUGUUGGGCAAGUUCCCCAUAAUGCAGCACUUCCUGUUCGGUAGCCUGAUGAAAUUUCCAGAGAAGGGGUCCUGA